CCAUGUUUUGGGACACAAAUAAAGAUAAUGUUUUCAGCCGAGGAAGAUGUCCCCUUUAAGCUUUAAAUGGAAGAACACAGAUUCUACAGAAUCUAACGAUAGUUGCCCAAUCUUUAAGGGGUCUUCAUGGUCGGAUUAUGUACUUUGCCGUUUUGGGUAACUGAUGGGGAUGCCGUCCUUAUCGUUGAGCGGUGAAGCAGUUUUAUCCUCUCCGCCGACGAAGGUGAAGUUGCUCCCAACGGAGCAAGUCGACUAGGCUGAGAAGGGGACUGUGGGCAGAACUCUCCCUCCGUCCCUCUGUGUGUGUGUGUGUGUAGGAAUUGAGAAGGGGGGUAGGCCUCAGUGAUGGCUCAAGUGGCAGCAGCUCAAGGAAGUGUUAGGCUGCUCUUCAAUGGGGAAGUUCCUGCAGCGUUAUUUGGGUCGGAGCCCAAAGAACCAUUUCGCUGCUGCUCUGAGUUGAAAUCAACAACCCACCUCCAGAAACUCAGACUCGGUCUCUACUCUUCUUCUUCCUCCUCCUCAUCGGAAAGGUCGCAGCUUUGCGUGCGGCUGGCCACCCGCUAUGGUGCAAGCAGCGAAUUGCUUCUUCAUGAGUACGAUUACGACAGCGAGGCUGAUAUGGACGAGCUCGCUUGCUUUAGAGGCCUCGUCUUGGACAUCUCUUACAGACCAGUGAAUGUUGUCUGCUGGAGACGUGCUCUCUGUUUGGAGUUCAUGGAGAAGGCUGAUGUGCUAGAAUAUUAUGAUCAGACAGUGAACUCUCCGAGCGGAUCCUUCAAUAUUCCUGCCGUUUUAAGGGUUCCGCAUUUGCUUCAAGUCAUUAAAAGGAGAAGGGUAAUACAUAACGUUACUAAGAAAAAUAUACUUCAUCGAGACAAGUAUACUUGUCAGCCGGAGAGCUGUUGGAGAAGAGAAGAAAAAUAUGUGAUAAUCACUCUAGCAUGGCUGCAAGUUUUUGCACAGGGCGGGAAAUGGGAGUGGGAAAAUCUGGUCACUGCUUGUUCGAGAUGCAACUCAAAGAAAGGGCAAAGGACCCUCGAGGAAGCCAAUAUGAAGCUGAUUAAGGUUCCCAAGGCACCAAAAGACUAUGACAUUCUCGCCAUACCACUGACAAGUGCAGCAGUAAAGAUGCUGAGGUUGACGAAAGGGACUCCGGAAGAAUGGCGCCAGUAUUUGUGAAGAUUUCUUUGAAUCAAUAAUGCAUGUUAGUGCAGUUAAAGACUUUCUGUAGUAUUUGUGACGAAGAGGUGUUGCUUUCAUCGUGAAAAAGAAUUUUCCACGGUUUGAUACUAUGAUCAAAUCUUGAAGAGAUAUGGUGCCCUCAAGUUGCCAGGAAUACCAGAGUCAUUGAUCAUUUGACAGUCAUGGACCUGUAAAUCAUCAUCAUUCGCGGGAUGGCCUCGUAUUGCCAAAUUAGUUCAUAUCUAUAUUCCAAGAACUAUUGAUGUAUUAUUAUCUUAUCAGUACAAUGUUGGAUUUACUUUGCGGAA
Punica granatum (pomegranate) is the source of this 1490-nucleotide messenger RNA. Lineage: Eukaryota; Viridiplantae; Streptophyta; Magnoliopsida; Myrtales; Lythraceae. The record is from RefSeq and is a predicted model, not a curated record.